Molecule: messenger RNA, 168 nt
Organism: Paramecium tetraurelia
Lineage: Eukaryota; Ciliophora; Oligohymenophorea; Peniculida; Parameciidae
Exons: 2
Source: RefSeq, a predicted model, not a curated record
AUGUAAUAUUAAUUAUCUCCACCUGAUAAUCCAAUAUAACCAAAAAACAUCCAUAAAGUAUUUAUCAAGAGCUCCUAAGAAAUAUGGGACAAAUAACAAUCUUAAUAAAAAGCAACAGUAAAAAUGAAUCAUGCAAAUCAAUAAAAGAGCCAAAUCGAUUUAAGAUGA